UACAACAAAACCACAGGAGAAAAGAAAAGAAGAAAAAAAAAACAGGAUGUAAUCUUGGAAACCAUUAACAACAGCAUAACAUAAACAAAAAAAACUAUACAUAAAUCUUGGAAAAUAAGGGAAAAGAGGACAAAAAAGGGAAUAGCAAAUAACAGAAACCAAUGGAAAGUGAAGAAGAAAACACGCCAGAGAGAGCCGUUGCAAAGGCGACAUCUGACUGACCUCAUCCAUAACUUUAGCGAACUGCAGGGUGUCACGGUGGUACCUCCAGUGUGUGGCGUGUGCAGGGUCGUGGCAGCAUCUCUAUGGAUGUGUGGGCGUGACGUGGCAGUGAUCAGAUGUGCUAGAAAACUUUGAAUACAGAUUUGGGAAAGGAAAAGGACUAAGGAAAGUUCAUUGUGGUUAGAAAGCAUUGGAGUGGGUGAUCAAAAAAGCCAAACAAAGAACAAAUCACUAAAAGAUAAAAAGUGUGUGCCUCUGUGGUGACCAAGGCGUCCCAGGAAGACCACCAGAUCAAGCCAGACCAGACCAGACCAGAGAGAGGAUAAGGCAGGACAGCAGUGGCGAGACAGCAAGAACCCACCAGCAAGUCCAUUCUGCCCCAGACCCCUCGGGUCAGUGGCCGGCAAGUCCUCCCGUCCAUUCUGCCCCAGAGCCCCUUGGGUCAGUGGCUGGCAAGUCCUCUUCUCCAUUCUGCCCCAGAGCCCCUCAGGUGCCAGGUCGGCGUCCAGCGACGGGACUCCCUCCGUGCAUCCUCGGCUCAGGCCCAGGGUUCCUGCAGGACCGGCCGCGGCCAGGAGCAGUGUUGCAAUGGAGGAUGUGACGUCAUGCAGCAGCAGCAGGAACAGCUGGGAGCAGCAGGCGACCCCAGGCGUGAGGACCUACACUUGUGACCACUGCGGCAAAGUGUGCUCCACCAAGGCUGCCAUUGCCAGACACGUCCUCUCCCAUGCCGGCAAGACAAGGCUGAGAGGCAGGAGUGGCCCCACUGAACACACUGCCACCCACACUGGCGGCAGGAACCACAAGUGUGACCACUGCGGGAAGACAUUUGCCCGGAAGAGUCAUCUCUCCUCACACAUCCUCACCCACACUGGGGAGAGAAAGUUCCAGUGCCUGGAGUGUGGGAAAAGAUUUACCCUGAAAGGUGAUCUUCACAGACACAUCCUCACCCACACUGGGGAGAGAAAGUUCCAGUGCCUGGAGUGUGGGAAAAGAUUUACCCUGAAAAGUAAUCUUAACACACACAUUCUCACCCACACUGGGGAGAGAAAGUUCCAGUGCCUGGAGUGUGGGAAAAGAUUUACCCGGAAAGGCCAUCUUGACACACACAUCCUCACCCACACUGGGGAGAGAAAGUUCCAGUGCCUGGAGUGUGGGAAAAGAUUUAUCCGGAAAGGCCAUCUUGACACACACAUCCUCACCCACACUGGGGAGAGAAAGUUCCAGUGCCUGGAAUGUGGGAAAAGAUUUAUCCGUAAGGAUUCCCUUGACACACACAUCCUCACCCACACUGGGGAGAGAAAGUUCCAGUGCCUGGAGUGUGGGGAAAGAUUUAUCCGGAAAGGCCAUCUUGACACACACAUCCUCAUCCACACUGGGGAGAGAAAGUUCCAGUGCCUGGAGUGUGGGGAAAGAUUUAUCCGGAAAGGCCAUCUUGACACACACAUCCUCACCCACACUGGGGAGAGAAAGUUCCAGUGCCUGGAGUGUGGGAAAAGAUUUACCCUGAAAAGUAGUCUUGACACACACAUCCUCACCCACACUGGGGAGAGAAAGUUCCAGUGCCUGGAGUGUGGGAAAAGAUUUACCAGGAAGGAUUCCCUUGACAGACACAUCCUCACCCACACUGGGGAGAGAAAGUUCUAGUGCCUGGAGUGUGGGAAAAGAUUUACGUUGAAAGGUCAUCUUGACAGACACAUCCUCACCCACACUGGGGAGAGAAAGUUCCAGUGCCUGGAGUGUGGGAAAAGAUUUACCCUGAAAGGUCAUCUUGACACACACAUCCUCACCCACACUGGGGAGAGAAAGUUCCAGUGCCUGGAGUGUGGGAAAAGAUUUACCCGGAAAUACCAUCUUGACACACACAUCCUCAGCCACACUGGGGAGAGAAAGUUCCAGUGCCUGGAGUGUGGGAAAAGAUUUACCCUGAAGCGUUCUCUUGACAGACACAUCCUCACCCACACCGGGUCCCCCGAGUGCCCAUGAGGUACAAACAACUGCGGUCAAAGGGAAAGAUUGCCGUCCUGAAGAGAGCCCUCGGAUACACUGGUAACACUGCUUAGGGUGUAACUUUAGACCCCAGGCUUGGGGCCAUUGCACUCACCAAACAAUGAAACAAGAAAAUGCAGAAAACAGGGAGAGAAAGUUCCCAGGCCUGCAGUGUGGGAAAAGAUUUGCCCUGGCAAUACCAGUGGUGACUUGUGGGUGUGGUGUGGUGACUGGCCACAACAUUACUGCCACAAACCAGCUGGCAAUACCAGUGGUGACUUGUGGGUGUGGUGUGGUGACUGGCCACAACAUUACUGCCACAAACCAGCUGGCAAUACCAGUGGUGACUUGUGGGUGUGGUGUGGUGACUGGCCAAAAGGUUUAUCCUGCAAUGUAAUGUUGACAAACAUCCUCACCCACACUGUGGUAAGGAAGUACAGGUGUGGUGUUUGUGGCAGUGUUUGUGUAGCAAGAGUGGUGUUGCCAGACACAUCCAAACACACCUGUGAGGGGUGAGGUGUUGUGGAUGUGGUGGUGGUGUGUGAGGGACUUGGAGUGACUAGUGUUUGUGUGUUGUUACUUUGUACUCAAGUGUUGGAAUAAACUUUUGUUGCUAGAAUGCUGAGUUAUGUUGUUAACAGUACUUAAUGUGUGUGUGUGUGUGUACAAAAUGGCCAGUAUUAAUCCUCACAUGACAAACAGCGGUGGAUGACUGGAAUAGACUCAGUAGUCAGGUUGUUAGUGCAGAGUGAGUCAUUACAGAGCUUUGAAGUGUUAGACAAGUGUUUGGACAGGGCUGACAGGUGGAAACAGACAGGUGUGUUUUGUACAGGGACUGCCACGUGUAGGCCUGAUGGCUUCCUGCACCAACCCUUGUGUUCUUGUGUACUACUACUACUACCACCACUACUACUAUUAAUAAUAAUAAAACACUUCAUUUCUUCA
This is a messenger RNA of Scylla paramamosain (green mud crab), 3156 nucleotides long. RefSeq names its product gastrula zinc finger protein XlCGF8.2DB-like. The transcript has 3 exons. Gene Ontology annotation, biological process: regulation of transcription by RNA polymerase II. NCBI's taxonomy places the organism in Eukaryota, Metazoa, Arthropoda, Malacostraca, Decapoda, Portunidae. The record is from RefSeq and is a predicted model, not a curated record. Gene Ontology annotation, molecular function: RNA polymerase II cis-regulatory region sequence-specific DNA binding; DNA-binding transcription factor activity, RNA polymerase II-specific. Bases 811 to 1869 code for a protein of 352 amino acids. Gene Ontology annotation, cellular component: PcG protein complex; chromatin; transcription regulator complex.